GAAUAAAAAGUUAUGGAUGAGCAAAGCCGAAAAUCUGUGUGCGUGCAUUCUAAUUUCUACAGAAUUGUUAAAAGUACAGUAUAUGACAGGUGCAUACUAUAAAACGGCUAAUCAAAAAGAUUUCACCAUCAAUUCCGCGUAUGAUCAGCAACUGGGAAAAUGGCGCAACCCAUCUUGAACAUUGUCGUCGUGGGAGAUGGAGCCGUUGGAAAAACUUGCCUCUUGCAUAGCUAUACGGAUGAGUCGUUCAAAAAUUUCUAUCAACCGACAAUCUACGACAAAGAAAGUUUCGACAUUACAAUCGAUGGGGUACUGGUGACCGUACAGUUGCAUGACACAGCUGGACAGGAAGAUUACGACAGAAUCCGGCAGCAGUUUUACAAAAAGGCGAAUUGUUUCCUGCUCUGUUACAGUAUUAACAAUCGUGUUUCGUUUGAGAACAUUCCCUCCAAAUGGUUUCCCGAAAUAACAGCCAACCAGAGGGUUCCGAUCGUGUUAAUAGGUACCAAGUCGGAUCUGAGGAAAGAAUCGGGCAGCCAGGUGCCAACGUCCGAGGGACAUAAGCUGGCGCGUACCAUCAAUGCCAAUUCUUUUGUAGAAUGUUCGGCCAAGGAGAACCUCAACGUGAAGCUGGCCAUCGAGCAAGCCGUCCGGGCCUGUGUCGAUGGGGUGCCGGAGGUGAUCGAGGAGCCAAUCUGUUACGGUAUCUGUCGCAGCUGUUCCUGUAGUCUGAUGUAGAGGGAUUAUGUUAGUUAGAGAAUUUCAUAAACGUAAGGCUAAACCAGAUCGAGGGCUCAAUAAAAUCGGUAUUAAUUUAA
Messenger RNA from Uranotaenia lowii, 818 nucleotides. RefSeq names its product ras-like GTP-binding protein RhoL. Gene Ontology annotation, biological process: small GTPase-mediated signal transduction. The transcript is spliced from 5 exons. Gene Ontology annotation, molecular function: GTPase activity; GTP binding. The record is from RefSeq and is a predicted model, not a curated record. The coding region runs from base 160 to 738 and encodes 192 amino acids. Lineage: Eukaryota; Metazoa; Arthropoda; Insecta; Diptera; Culicidae.